Labrus mixtus (cuckoo wrasse) is the source of this 1192-nucleotide messenger RNA. RefSeq names its product integrin-linked kinase-associated serine/threonine phosphatase (gene ilkap). Gene Ontology annotation, biological process: protein dephosphorylation. The transcript is spliced from 10 exons. Gene Ontology annotation, molecular function: cation binding; protein serine/threonine phosphatase activity. Lineage: Eukaryota; Metazoa; Chordata; Actinopteri; Labriformes; Labridae. The record is from RefSeq and is a predicted model, not a curated record. Bases 16 to 1164 code for a protein of 382 amino acids.
GCCGUUAGCUCGGUGAUGGAUCUGUUCGACGACCUGCCGGAGCCCACACAGAGCUGCGCGUCUUCAUUUCAGCUCAUGUCCUUUGUGUUUUAUUUUGGUUCUUCUUCUUCAGGUCUAAUUUCAGCAGCUUCACCAUCGCCCACCAAGGAAGAAGAAGAAGAAGAAGAAAAGGAGGAGGAGAAAAGAUUAAAAAGAAAGCGUGACGAUGCAGAUUGUCACGCUGAGCGGGAGGACGAGGAGCCAGCGGAGAUCAAGAAAGUUUGCAAAGAAGGUCUCCCCGUGCUCAAAGGCUUCGUGGCGGCGAGGCGUGGUGAGCGGGACGAGAUGCAGGACGCUCACGUGCUACUGCCGGACAUGAACGUGUGUCUGUGUGCUCUGCCCGGACACGUGUCUCAGGUUUCCUUCUUCGCCGUGUUCGACGGUCACGGAGGAGCUCGAGCGUCUCGAUUCGCUGCUGAAAACCUCCACGCCAACCUGGCCAAGAAGUUCCCCAGCGGAGAGAAAGAGACGUUUGACAAGCUGAUGAAGAAAUGUCUCCUGGACACUUUCAGACAGACGGAUGAAGAUUUCCUGAAGAAAGCGUCGAGCCAGAAGCCGGCAUGGAAGGACGGCUCGACGGCGACCUGCGUGCUGGUGGUGGACGACACGGUGUACGUGGCCAACCUGGGAGACAGCAGGGCAGUGCUGUGUCGGGUGGAGGCGGCGGCGGCGGCGGGAGCAGACGGAGAGAAGAGGUCGCUGACUCUGUCUCUGAGCAGAGAACACAACCCGACCAUCUACGAGGAGAGGAUGAGGAUCCAGAGAGCCGGAGGAACCGUCAGGGAUGGCAGGGUGUUGGGGGUCCUCGAGGUGUCUCGCUCUAUCGGAGACGGUCAGUAUAAACGCUGUGGUAUCAUUUCCACCCCCGACCUGAGGAGGGUUCAGCUCACAGCCAAUGACAGGUUCAUCAUCCUCGCCUGUGACGGUUUGUUCAAAGUGUUUUCUGCUGAUGAAGCCGUGAAAUUCGUCCUCAACGUCCUGCAGGAGGGGAGUGUGGAGCAGAAGGAGGGGCUGACGGAGGAGGAGCUGCGGUUUGACGCCGCCUGCCAACAGUUGGCGAGUGAGGCUGUGAGGCGGGGCUGUGCCGACAACGUCACUGUGAUCCUGCUCUCUAUCGGCUUCUGAAAAUAUGCAUCAAUGCAUCCUUAAACUU